GAAAGAUUUGUAGCCAACGUUUGAUCUGCAAUGUUAAUGAGCAGGAAUGUUUGAACAGAAAAUUGGUGUUCUGCUGCUUCUGUCAUUGUUCUGUUUCUCUCCCAACAAAGGUCAGCAGCCACAGAAGAAAACUUACACCUUUCAUGAAGAAAGCUUGAUCAGAACACUGCUGGGUAACUACGUCAAAGAGGCUCGGCCAGUUACAAACCCAAAUGAAGCUGUGUCUGUUUCUGUCAAGUUUUCAUUUGUCAGGAUUGAAGAUCUGGAUGAAGCCUCAGAUACAUUUUCAUCUUCAGUCUUCAUUGUUCAGAUGUGGAAUGAUCCUAGAUUGAAAUGGAACAGUUCAGAGUUUGGUGGAGUUCGUUCUGUUCGCCUCCCUGCCAGCAAGCUUUGGACUCCAGAUCUGGUUUUGUAUAAUGUGGCAGCCAAGACCCCACCCCAGUCCCUGUACGAGGAGACCGUGACUGUAACAGCAGAUGGGGGCAUUGUGUUUGUGCCCAUGUUGACCCUGUACAGUACCUGUCCCAUGGACCUGCAGGACUUUCCUUAUGAUGUCCAGACCUGUAGCAUGGUCUUUGGUUCCUGGAUGCACACUAGUUGGGAGAUGAAUGUCACGUUUCUAUCUAAGAAGACAGAAAUGGAUGUGAUGCUGAAUGAAGAAGAUUCAUCAUACCUUGUACACCAGCAUCCACAAUGGGAACUUGUGGACAACAAGGCUCAUGCUAAGCUCUCAUUUAAAAAAUAUGAAUGCUGCCCACAACCUUUCACCCUCAUCACAAUCACUGUGCAGCUGCGUCGACGCCCCCAGUUUUAUAGGUACCUGACCAUUGGACCUGCUGCUGUCAUGGGCCUCUUGGUGCCAGUUAUAUACUUGGUCCCCAACCCAAGACAUGAUAAAAGUAUUUUUGGGUUGCUUCUGUUGCUAAGCCUGACUAUUUUGAUGAGUAUUUUACAACAAGCUAUCCCAUUUAACCACGGAACACUGCCUAAAAUUUGUUCCUUCUACCUGGGCACAAUGAUCUUGACCUGCAUGAGCAUCAUCACAUCCGUGGUUGUGGCCAACAUCAGUGUCAGGGGAGCCAGAAGGAAACCUGUGCCAGCUUGGAUACAUGCGAUAUUUCUUGGCAGACGGAGUUUGCGCCGAGUCCUCUGUAUAGGUGACUACAGCCCAAUAGGAAAUCUCUACAGCGCUGACCUUCAGAUGUCUGGCGUCCAGGACUUGGAAGGUGUGAGUGAGCACAUGUUGCAUGCACACGAGGACGGAGGCAAGCUCAUGUCUCAGAUCAACGCAAACAUCAAGUACAUUGUCGGCAAGAUGAUUGCUGAAGUUUCUUAUGAAAAUAUCAACCAGGAGUGGGAGGAGCUUGGCAGAGUCAUUGACAGAUGUCUGUUUUUAGCAUUUUUCACUCUGUAUGUGUUUACUGCAUCUUCACUGUUAUAGCUGUAACUAGCCAGGUAAAAGUAGGUCGUGUGUAUUGCCUUCAAUGUAAAUAUUUUCAUCGCAAGCCUUAAGACUGCUGCACAUUUAUAUGCUGAGGAGUUUUACCUUUAAUAAAAAUGUGAAUUUUGAGCACUUUCUCACAUCAUUAGACUUUUGAUGUGGACAAUAUUUUUCACCUCAUUUAUAAGACAUUGUUAGUAAAUGUGCAGUUAUUUUU
Messenger RNA from Physella acuta, 1658 nucleotides. RefSeq names its product neuronal acetylcholine receptor subunit alpha-7-like. The record is from RefSeq and is a predicted model, not a curated record. Gene Ontology annotation, molecular function: extracellular ligand-gated monoatomic ion channel activity; transmembrane signaling receptor activity. Gene Ontology annotation, biological process: monoatomic ion transmembrane transport. Lineage: Eukaryota; Metazoa; Mollusca; Gastropoda; Physidae. Gene Ontology annotation, cellular component: membrane.